Messenger RNA from Myotis davidii, 517 nucleotides. Its product is annotated as coiled-coil domain-containing protein 80-like. Bases 93 to 350 code for a protein of 85 amino acids. The record is from RefSeq and is a predicted model, not a curated record. NCBI's taxonomy places the organism in Eukaryota, Metazoa, Chordata, Mammalia, Chiroptera, Vespertilionidae. The transcript has a single exon.
UAGGGAGCUCUGUUGUUGAGCGAGAAGACGUACCAGCCCAUUUGGUGAAAGACAUACGUAACUAUUUUCAAGUGAGCCCUGAAUACUUCUCCAUGCUUCUAGUUGGAAAAGAUGGAAAUGUAAAAUCCUGGUAUCCUUCCCCAAUGUGGUCCAUGGUGAUCGUGUAUGAUUUAAUUGAUUCGAUGCAACUCCGGAGACAGGAAAUGGCCAUUCAGCAGUCACUGGGGAUGCGCUGCCCAGAAGAUGAGUAUGCAGGCUAUGGUUACCAUAGUUACCACCAAGGAUACCAGGAUGGUUACCAGGACGACUACCGUCACCAUGAGAGUUACCACCAUGGAUACCCUUAUUGAACAGAAAUAUGUAACCUUAACUCCAGUCAGUUUCCCCUUCAUCUGUUAAAGCCACAUGUGGCCAGCUACAUAAAGGAGUUCUGCCUACAUUCCACACUGCCCACUACAUUCUCUUCCUUUUUCUUUCUGUGUUCUUCCAAGAUUAAAUAAUAGCAAACCUUGGCCUA